UCUGAGCAGCAGAUUUCAGAAUCAACCCUCCAACAACAACAACACACUCACACACUCUGCUCCACUGCCUCCUCUUCACACACUGACUCAUGGAUUGUUACGUUCUCCUGCUGCUGUGGACCUGCAGCCUCCUGCCAGAUAUUCAGCUCUGUUUCAACUUUGACUCAAAGAACUUCAAGAUCUUCUCUGGUUCUAAAGAAACCCAGUUUGGAUACACAGUCCAGCAACAUGAGGCCGGAGGACGCCAGUGGCUGCUGGUCGGAGCUCCGUUAGAAUCCACCGGGAGGCAGCAGACCGGUGACGUGUACAAAUGUCCGCUGGACACCAGCAGCUCAGUGAACUGCAGCCGCCUGCAGCUGGGGAAACUUUCUCUGGACAACGUGUCUGAGAGGAAAGACAAGAUGAGGCUGGGCAUGACGCUGACCUCCAACCCUAAAGACAGCAGCUUUGUGACCUGUGGACCGCUCUGGUCUCAUGAAUGUGGAAGUUCUCUCUACAGCACCGGGAUCUGCUCCAGAGUCAGUCGCAACUUCAGACUGUCCCACACCAUCGCCCCCGCCCUGCAGAGGUGUGAGACGUUCAUGGACAUCGUGAUUGUUCUGGAUGGUUCUAACUCCAUCUACCCGUGGUACGAGGUGCAGGACUUCCUCAUCAACAUCCUGCACAAGUUCUACAUCGGCUCAGGUCAGACGCAGGUCGGUGUGGUUCAGUACGGCUCCGCAGUGGUCCAUGAGUUCAGUCUGGGUGAGUACCAGACGGUGGAGAAGGUGGUGGAGGCCGCCAGAAGCAUCGACCAGCGGGGCGGAGAGGAGACGAGGACGGCGCUGGGCAUUAACGUGGCGAGGUCCGAGGCGUUCAAACGUGGCGGCCGGCCCGGCGCUCAGAAGGUGAUGAUCGUGAUCACAGACGGUGAAUCUCAUGACAGUCCUCAGCUGUUUCAGGCCGUCGCCGACAGUGAGAGAGACAACAUCACCAUGUACGCCAUCGCUGUUCUGGGUUAUUACAACCGUCGGGGAAUCAACCCUGAAGCCUUUCUGAAGGAAAUCAAGUUCAUCGCCAGCGACCCGGACGAGAAACACUUCUUCAAUGUGACGGACGAGUCGGCGCUGAAAGACAUCGUGGACGCUCUGGGAGAAAGGAUUUUCACUCUGGAAGGAACCAGCAGUCAGGGUCGAGGGUUCGGUCUCCAGAUGGCUCAGGCUGGUUUCUCCUCACAUUUAGUGAAAGACGGCGUUCUGCUCGGGGCGGUCGGCGCCUACGACUGGACCGGUGCCGUGCUGAAAGAAACUAAACACGGGAAAGUUGUUCCUCCAAAAUCCUCCUAUCGGGAGGAGUUUCCAGAGGAGCUGAAGAACCACGGAGCCUAUCUGGGUUACUCAGUGGGUUCGCUUGUUUCGGCUCGGGGCUCACAGCUGUACGUGGCCGGGGCGCCAAGGUUCAACCACACCGGCAAGGUCAUCAUCUUCACGCUGAAGAACACGGGAAACCUGACCAUCCUGCAUGGCCUGCUGGGAGAGCAGAUCGGGUCGUAUUUCGGCAGCGAGUUGUUAUCGAUGGACGUAGAUGGAGAUGGACAUACUGAUGUCCUCCUGGUGGCAGCUCCCAUGUACUACAGCCAGGGUUGGGAGAGAGGGAAGGUUUACAUCUACUCUGUUACACCUCAGACAUCAUUUGUCCUGCAGGGGGCGCUGGAGAUAUCUGACCGCUCUCAGAACUCCCGUCUGGGUUCGGCGUUGGCCCAGAUACCUGACAUGAACGGAGACGGAUUUAAGGAGCUGGUGGUCGGCGCUCCACUGGAGGACGACCACCAGGGGGCAGUCUACGUGUUUUACGGCCAGGACAAAAGCCUCCAGCGGCAGCGCAGACAGCGUCUCUCUGCAGCUGGACUCUCUGCUGGUCUGCAGUAUUUCGGACAGAGUCUUCACGGUGUCCUGGACGUUAACGCAGACGGGCUGGUCGACCUCGCGGUGGGAGCGCUGGGAGCUGCCGUCAUCAUCUGGUCUCGUGGUGUGAUGAGGAUUCAGGCCAAACUGACCUUUGAACCCGAGAAGGUGAACAUCUUUAACAAGGACUGUCGUCGAGGAGGGAAGGAGGUGACCUGCAUGUCUGUGACGGUCUGUCUGAGUCUGGAGCCCCGGACCAAGACCAGGACCAACACCAGGACUGAUGUCGCUGUUUGGUUCAGCCUGGUCUUAGACGAGAGACGAUUUCCUCCACGAGUCAUUCUGGACGAAUCCGACCGCCAGCAGCCCAGGAGCCUCCUUCUACAGAGCGGAGGUCAGAGCUGCCAACGCCUCGGCUUCUCCGUCCAGGAAACAGCAGAUUACGGACGUCCCAUCGCGGUCGUCCUGGAGACGGGGAUGCAGAACCCAGACGAGGGGCCGGUGUUGGAUCCUGAUUGGCCGAGCAUCCUGAGGGCCGAGCUUCCUUUCUGGAACGGCUGUGAGCAGGAGGACACCUGCGUCCCAGACCUCGUGCUGCACACACACACUGACCUGCUGGACGUUCAGCAGUUCUGCAGCUCGAGGGAGCGAGCAGCGUGGUCACUUUGCGGCCUCCAGGGGGCGACUGCGGGGUCGGUGUUUGUGGUGGAGUCUGUGCGGAGGAGGAUGGUGGUGUUCGCUCAAUUGGAGAACCAGGGAGAGAACGCAUACGGAGCCUCCAUCCACAUCUCCACCUCCUCCAACCUGCUCUUCUCCAGCCUCAUCGUCAAGGACCAAUCAGAUAUUCAGAUUGAGUGCCACACUGAGGACAGACUGGCCAAUCAGAGGUUCUGUAACGUCAGCGCUCCGUUUAUGAAAUCCUUGUCCCAGGUUUCUUUCCAUCUGGAGUUUCAGCUCAGCCGCUCCGUCUUCCUGGACCAUGUGAGGGUCGUCAUGGAAACCACCAGUGAGGGUCAGGAGGGAAAUCCAGACGACAACAUCAACCACAUCUUCCUGCCUCUGAAAUACCAAACGGAUCUCCUCUUCACCAGAGACCCUAACCCUCCUCGGUUUGAAAUCAAAUCCUCUUCCUCCUCUUCAUCCUGGGACCAGCCGGACGGCAGCUCCUCCACCUUCAACCUCACUUACUACAUCCAGAACCUGGGCAUCUUCUCCGUGUACAACGUCCUGUUCAGGGCUGAUAUCUGGGCUGUGACCCUGCAGGGCAACCAGCUGGUGAACAUCACAGACUACAGCAUCAACCAGGUUCCAGGCUGUCACUGCACGCUGCCUCAGCUCAGGACCAACCAGGUCACAGCCGAGGACCUGUCUCCACUGUCACAGCUGAACCACAGUAACAGUGUGAACAUGGAGGUCCAGUGUCGACUGAACCUGCCGACCUCCAGAGAGGUGAAGGUGACCCUCAGAGGACGACUCCAGCUUCCUGCUCUUCUCGCUGUGAGCUUCAGGUCUCUGGAGCUACUGACGUCUGCGUCCGUCCAGCUGGAAGCGUCCAGUCCCAUGUUCCUCCAGGAGGACAGACCUGUGCGACAGAUUCUCCUGGAGCUGAGGAAGGAGGACGACUCCCCCGUCCCCGUCUGGAUCAUCCUGGGAAGCUCACUGGGAGGCCUGCUGCUGCUGGCCCUACUGGUCCUGGCCCUGUGGAAGCUCGGAUUCUUCGACAGGCGGCGGCGACAGGAAGAGGAGGAGCAGCCGGUGGCCAAUGGGAAGGCAGCAGAGGAGCUAUGAUGUGUGGGCGAUGCUGAUGCAGCGUCCUGUCGAUCCUCGUUCACUCAGAGAAGAUGUGGAUGAUAAAAUCGAUGACCUGAACGCAUCACGAGCCUCCACCUGUCACUCAGGGACCCUGAUUGCCCCCCCUCCCCCUCACAGUCGUCAAAAAUGAAUCAGCCAAUCAGCCUCGCCGGUUGAUGUGGAGGAACGAGUCGAGGUUAUCGUGAGCGUACAGGGCCCUGACGGACAGCUACAGUUUGUGUGUUUUGUCCAUCGGGGCCGUAGUGACGCGAUGAGACGUUUGUAUGAGGAUAGAAUUAUUUUAAUGGGAAUUUAAACCACAAAUGAUGUGAAUCAGAUAUAAUCACUUGACUUCAAUCAAUGAGACUUUUCACCCGUUCAUCAGAAAUUUGUUCCACAACCUUCACCACCGCUGUCGUCGCUGCAGCCACGUGCUCCUGGAGGAUCCGUCCGUGAUGAAGAGAACAAAGUCAAAAUAUUACAGAAAAAAGGAAAAGAGAAGUUUCAGUAAAUAACCACAAAGUAGAGCUGCUGCUCUCUGGAGUUUCUCUACUUCUGAACGAAGGUCUGGAUCAAUCUGAAUGUUGAGAAACUCUGAAAGUUCUUUGAACGUGACGAUAACGUCACCGUCGACCAAACGUUUCCUCCACUGAAGAGACACUUUAACUGAACAAGAUGCUGCACAUUGCUCAUUUUAACACAGAGACAGACUGAACGUCUCAUAUUCACCAUCUCACGUGACUCAGACUGAAGUUAUCACUUUAUUCUUGUAAAUACACAGACUCGUCUCUGAUUGGCCGAGUCGAGCUGCUGCUAACGUCUGCUCAGCUUGUUUCAGUAAAAAAACACCAAGAUGUAAAAAGAGUUUAGUAAAACUGAGACUUCAAACUGGAUAAAGUCACUUUUGACUCUUCAGACAAACACCGACACAAAGAGGAUGUGACGCCACCAACAGGCCACUACAUGAAACUUCACCUUGAUUCCAUUUCUGCAGGUUUGAAAAUAUAAACUACAGAUAAAGGUCUGAAGAUUGGAAUGAGACUGACCCUUUAAACACUGAGUGAAACACUUUGGUUUAACGUCUCGUGUGAUUUGAGGUUUUUCUGAGCGAAGCUGAUGAAUAAAAUAAACUCAUUUUACAGAAUAAACUGCGUCUGGAUAGAAUCAAAUGAAUAAAUAAAUUAAUAUGAAUAAAAGUCAAACGUUUACUGAUCUACCUACGACGGCUGAGUGUUUUCUCCUUUUUUAAUACUAAUGGAAAACGUAGUUUAUGUUACGAUCACGUAUUGUAUAUUAUUUCCAACUUUAUAGCUGAUGCACUUUUCUUGUAUAAAGUGAGACUUGAAGUCUUUGUAAAUAACCUGUGUUUGACCCAUGAUAUUAAGGAUAGUGGCAUUAUUGUUGGACAUGUUCAUGUGUUUCACAUACGUUCGAUCUGUUUAUCAUUUGUUAAAUAAAGAUAUAAAUGUU
Messenger RNA from Hippoglossus stenolepis (Pacific halibut), 5144 nucleotides. RefSeq names its product integrin, alpha 11b (gene itga11b). The record is from RefSeq and is a predicted model, not a curated record. The transcript has 30 exons. Bases 90 to 3671 code for a protein of 1193 amino acids. Gene Ontology annotation, biological process: cell-matrix adhesion; integrin-mediated signaling pathway; cell-cell adhesion. Gene Ontology annotation, cellular component: external side of plasma membrane; integrin complex. Lineage: Eukaryota; Metazoa; Chordata; Actinopteri; Pleuronectiformes; Pleuronectidae. Gene Ontology annotation, molecular function: integrin binding.